Molecule: messenger RNA, 2485 nt
Organism: Trichechus manatus latirostris (Florida manatee)
Lineage: Eukaryota; Metazoa; Chordata; Mammalia; Sirenia; Trichechidae
Gene: ASB8
Product: ankyrin repeat and SOCS box containing 8
Exons: 3
Coding region: 451-1317 (288 amino acids)
Biological process (GO): intracellular signal transduction; positive regulation of transcription by RNA polymerase II
Cellular component (GO): nucleus
Molecular function (GO): protein binding; transcription cis-regulatory region binding
Source: RefSeq, a predicted model, not a curated record
UAUGUAACUGCCAAGUUACAUCAUUACAUAAUUGCCCAUUACAUAACUGCCAAACCACUGAGAAUCAUGGCCCAGCCAAGUGGACACAUAACCUUAACCGUCAGAGCAGUUACUCCUGCCUUACACCUCGGGUACUUUGUUACUGCCAGAUGUAUGUCGUUAAUGCACAAAAUAGUAGGAUAGUAGAUUUUUUACUGUUGUCAUGAUUGCAAAAUGUUGGAUAAUGAGAUAGUCGAUAAGUGAGGAGAAGGUGUAUUAUAAUCUAUAUCUAUUUCCUUUUGAUUAAGAAAAAAAUGAUAUUAAUUAAUCAUGAUCUUGAAAUCUGCUUUGGUAUUGGGAAGGCCUCAGAGAACCCUAGCCGUAAGGACAGGUGUGCUCAGUGAUAUUGUGUAUGCCUAAAACUUCUUUGUUUCAGGCAGUUUGGAGCAUGUGAACACACUCUGAGCCUUGAUGAGUUCCAGUAUGUGGUAUAUUAUGCAGAGCAUUCAGAGCAAAUACUCUCUCUCAGAGCGCUUAAUCCGAACAAUCGCUGCCAUCCGUUCCUUCCCACAUGAUAAUGUAGAGGACCUCAUCAGAGGGGGAGCAGAUGUGAACUGUACCCAUGGCACACUGAAGCCCCUGCACUGUGCCUGUAUGGUGUCAGAUGCUGACUGUGUGGAGUUACUCCUGGAAAAAGGAGCCGAGGUAAAUGCCCUGGAUGGUUACAACCGAACAGCCCUCCACUAUGCAGCUGAGAAAGAUGAGGCUUGUGUGGAGGUCCUGUUGGAGUAUGGUGCAAACCCCAAUGCACUGGAUGGCAACAGAGAUACCCCACUUCACUGGGCAGCCUUUAAGAACAAUGCUGAGUGCGUACGUGCUCUCCUAGAGAGUGGAGCCUCUGUCAAUGCCCUGGAUUACAACAAUGAUACACCUCUCAGCUGGGCUGCCAUGAAGGGAAAUCUUGAGAGUGUCAGCAUUCUUCUUGAUUACGGUGCAGAGGUCAGGGUCACCAACCUCAAAGGCCAAACACCCAUCUCCCGCCUGGUGGCUCUGCUAGUCAGGGGACUUGGAACAGAGAAAGAGGACUCUUGCUUCGAGCUCCUCCAUAGAGCUGUUGGACACUUUGAAUUAAGGAAAAAUGGCACAAUGCCACGAGAAGUGGCCAGAGACCAGCAGCUGUGUGAAAAACUGACUGUUCUGUGCUCAGCCCCAGGAACUCUAAAAACACUCUCUCGCUAUGCUGUGCGCCGUAGCCUGGGACUCCAGUAUCUGCCAGAUGCAGUGAAGGGCCUUCCACUGCCAGCUUCUUUGAAGGAAUAUCUGUUACUUGUAGAAUAACAUGGAGAAGAUGCUUGUACCACCAUGUAGGCAACUCUGGGCAAGGUUUUCCCCUGCAGUACUGUCUCUUUGGCAUGGAAAACCAGAAAAGCAGUUCUUGCUGUGUGGUUUAUAGAUUUUGAGGCAACAUGUCACAAUAAUAACCUCCAUACCACCUCCCCUCUCCAAACCAACCAACCAAACAAAACAACAACAACAACAAAAUCCCUCACUUUUGUUUUCUGUUUAUUGCUUACUUAGCUUUCUAUAUUGCACUCUGCAAAAGAGAGGUCUCCCCCACUUACCCCUUUAGGGAAAGAGUCAACAGUGCAACUGAAUUUCUGUAGGAAGAUGAAAAAUAUUUAAAGAAUAUGUUUGAUUUUCCUUGGGGACAUGAUUAACCCUCUAGAAGAAUCCCUCUAGAAUCAUAUUAAUUAUUCUGUGAAGAAAUUUAAGAGAAUCACAAUUCCAGCAAACAACAAUUAUGACCCAAAGAUGAAGACACUGCAGUCUCAAAUGGUACGCUGAUUCGGCGUCGGGCUUGACGACAUCCCUGGAGUGCCACAUCAUGGGGCAUUCAGAAGGGACUGCCCCCCCCACCAGAGGAGAUAGCAGUCUUUGCCUCUUUUUCAUGGGUGUGCCCAAGGGUUACAGUAGUUCAGCAACGUUAUUUUAGAAGGAUUGUCUUGGCUGCUUUCCCCCAUUAGAAAAGAUAGAUUCUAAGCAAUCCUAAGAACUCUCGUUUUCUUCUAAUGUAGCUCUUUUUCUUCCUCAAAGCUAGUUUGCUCUAAUGGGAUUAGCAGGCAUUUCUUGCACCUUAGAAUAAAGUGUUUGCUCUAGCAGGAGAGAAAUUAUGGGCUGGGCUGCCUUUUCCUAACGGUCUUCUUCAUUCCCUAUGGAAAGCUCACUCUGCUAGGAGGUUGGAAUUAUUUUUCUUUCAUUUGUUUUGGAAACUUUGCUUUUUAUUUAUCUAUACAAGACUAGGGAGGGGGAUUGGGGAAGGAGUAGGGGAAGAGUUAUAAGAGCUUCUUUUGAAACAACCCAUCUACCCAAAAAAUAUGUUUUAGUCAAUAAUACUUAGUUAUAAUACUCUUCCGUGUUCGUAAACUAGAUCAAGUUGUUAUUGAUCUAAGAUGACCUGUAUGCAAAUUUGAAGAACUUUUUUUUUUUUUUUUUUAAAGCUGAUUGG